AAACAAUAUUGUGCAGCCGCAACAAUAAUUUUACUUGGUUCAGGGUUUUGUGCACACAUCCUACAAAAUCAUGCCGGUCAUGAUGGACAAGAGCACGGUUAUUCAGAUGAUGCAGAGCGAUUUUGUUCAAAUUUGUAGGGAAAGGAGUAAUUUAUCAAAGCAAAUGAAAGAUUCCGAGGAAGACGUGAGGGAAUACAUGAAAGAUCUGCUUGCUCAAGUGAAAUCUGGCUCGUUGAUAGUAGUUGCAAAAACUCCAAAUGUUUCGAACAUGAGGAACAUAAGCAGCAGUAUUCAAAUGAUUCCAGAAAAUGAAGAAAUAGAACUCCUCUCAUUGUCCUCCGCUUGCAACAACACAGAGCUCAUUUUGGAAGUAUCUAAUGCUUGCUCUGGUAGAGCAAAAAGAGGAGCAUCCAUAAAGGCGACUGAUAAAAUAAAAAUGCAGCAGUCGAUACACAUAAAUGACAAAUUGAGAAGGCCAUCCAAAGAGGAUGAUGAGUUAUUAACCAGGAAGGAACAAAACACUAAUACAAGACAGGUUAAUGAAUCUGUGGGUGUCAAUAAUGCUGAUAUAAGUUUGGCUGCAAUAAACAAAGAUGUAACAGGCACGCCCAUCGAAAAUACAAACUGCGAGAAAAAACAAAGCAGUGUUAAUUAUGCGACUGUUUUGAUAGAACCCUUGCCUUCCUUCAAAAAGUCGGCGAACCAGACUUUCAUGAUUACAAAUACUGUACUUAAAGAACUUAGUAUGUUGAAUAAUACUAGCCGGAAUAGGUCAGAAACAAGAGUUUCUCAAGAUGAUGGAGCCUCGGCAGGUUUGAAAAAUUCAAGAGGAUCAUCAAAGAGCAUAAUAGUUCUUGAACAAAAAAAACAUUUGAGCCAAGUUAAUCAUCGUAAUACAGAUAAUGCAUUACCAGAAGGACGUCAGUCAUCGCUGCAAAGGCGCAAUGCUACCUCUAAUAAUAGCUUCUUGGUGAGUGAUGUAGAUGAAGUUCAAGGUACUCCACCUAAGCAAAAAGGCUUAAAGUCGAUAUGCGAGGUCAAAUCUGGAUACAAACCAAAGGUACUAUUUAAUCCUUAUGCCCCAAAUUCUGUUAAAAAGAGAGUCCAAGCUUUUGAGGAAGUUGCUGUUAGUCCAAAAAAAGUUGAAACUGGGUGUGUGGCAAAAAAUACUAGAAAAAAUACACGUGCCCUAGCUGAAACUUUUGAAAGCCCUACAGAAGUACAAAGUAUAAGUGAAAAAUGUGAAAAAAAACGUCAACUAAAAGCUAAUCCAUACUGCAAAAGACGUCUCUUGCUUGGACAAAUCUUAACAAGUAAAAAUCACCUACUCACGCCCUCUAAAGCUCAAACUGUCAUUAAUAUCCUUUUAAACAGAUCUUGUGUAGAUAAUGUAACGCGCGUUGACGCGCCCAUUCAAGCAACAAAAUCAUCUUCAAAGUCUGUAAAUAAAGUAUCUGAAGAAAAAAAAAGACACGCCCAUAACGAAGAUGCGCGACAAAAGCGCGAAGCGCUUCUUAAACUCGACGCUGAAGAAAAGAAAAGAAAAAGAGAAGAAAAAGAGUUGAGAAACAAGUUGUCUAGGGAAGCUCAAGAGAAAUUAGAGCUUGAGAAAAGGCUUAAAGCUAAGAGAGAAAAGGAAGAAAAAGCAAAGUUAGCCCAGCAAAUGCAAGACAAACAGAAGGUACUGAUGGAGAGAAGGCGCUUGCUUCAAGUGCAGAGGGCACAGGAGAAAGAAGAGAAGCGAAGACAGGAAGAGCUGAUACGCUUGCAGCGUCUGCAAGAUCAGGAGGAGCAAGAAAGAUUACUUGCUGAACUGAAACGCCAAGAGCAAGAGUUGGAAAAACGAAAGCAAGCAUUAAAAAUGAAAAAUAAGGUGGAAUCCAAGCAGGUCAAGGCUGCAGCAGCGCAAAAGCAAGGGACAAAUUAUCACAAAAUUGAUAGUGUUCCUGCAAACAACACUGACGAUAGGUCGGAGACUCUAUACUUGACUCAAGAAAGUGUGCAGGAAUUGACAGCAUGGCAGAAAUACAUAUCGCCGGAUAUCAGGCUUAAGUAUUUUGGUGUGGAAAAUCGCGAUUAUCACUAUUUCAAGCAUCUUAAUUCCAAGAGAUUGAAAAGAACGUCGAGUGCCUGUUGGGAAAUCCCACUUGAAUGA
This is a messenger RNA of Copidosoma floridanum, 2155 nucleotides long. RefSeq lists its product as uncharacterized. The record is from RefSeq and is a predicted model, not a curated record. Lineage: Eukaryota; Metazoa; Arthropoda; Insecta; Hymenoptera; Encyrtidae.